AUGUAUCCUACAAGAUACACAUUCUUGAAUUCAGUAUUCACGGAAUAUACCAAAAUGUAUUCAAAAGCAAGGAAGAUGAUCGCUAUGGCCUGCCCCCCUGUGGAUAGUGGUUCUGAUGGUUCUGAUGAUGACAAUGCAUCAGAAAUACCUCAGCAUGAAAUGGAGGAGCUUAUGGCCAUGUUGAACGAAGAAUUGGAAGAUUUUGAAUAUAAUGAAAUGUUAGUGAAUGAAUUCGAAAAAGAACAAGAAACAGUUGAUGAAAAUAUAUUACAGGAGAAUAAUAUAGAACCAAAUUAUAUUAUUACUAAACAACAAUGGUCUCAGGAUACUCCAAUACUCUCCAAUAAUCUGAUAUAUUCUCAAGCAAUUCCAUCACCUUCUCAGGCAACUCCAUCAUGUUCUCAAGCUACUACGUCACCUUCUCAAUCAACUCCUUCGUCCAGCUCAAGACGUUCAAAACGUUUACAUAAAUCACCUAACAUUUUUAAUCAAGGUAAUGAAAAAAUACAAAUUAAUAAUCAACCAAAUCUAAUCAAUCCAACUCAAAAAAUAAAGAAAGUUCCUCUAAACCAUUUUGAAUUUAAAUGGACAAAAUCUAGUCCUAAUUUUAGUGUUGAAGUUCCUUUAAAUCAAGAAUAUCCUUUUAAUAAAUCAGUUUGUACUUCAGUUACAGAAAUAAAAGACUUAAUUGGUAUUAUGUUAAUUAUGGGUAUUGUGAAAAUGCCAGCUUACUCAGAUUACUGGUCACCAUAUACAAGAUAUAGUCAAAUAGCAAAUGUCAUGUCACUAAAAAGGUAUAAGCAGCUAAUGCGUUGUCUGCAUUUUUGUAAUAAUGAAGAGACUGAUGACACUGAUAGGUUUUUUAAAGUUAGGAAACUUAUAGAUAUUAUUCGUAUAAAUUGCCUUUCAGUUCCUCAAGGAAAACGGUUUUCCAUUGAUGAGAUGAUGGUACCCUACAAAGGGAAAAAAGCAGGAUCAAGAAAACAAUACAUGAAAAAUAAACCCAAAAAAUGGGGCUUCAAGUUAUUUUUCAGAGCAGGUAUUGAUGGAAUGAUAUAUGACUUUUUAACAUAUUCUGGAGAAAGUACAUUCCGUAGCAUACAUUUUUCACCUUAUGAAAUUAGCUAUUUUGGACUAGGGCCCAAAGUAGUAAUUGCAUUGUGCUUCUCAAUUCCUGACAAACCACUAUUUGAGAUCAGAAUUUGGUAUUUUAAGUCUUGGAACUUUGAGGAAACAGCAUCUGCGUGGUUCCCCAUUAUUGAUGACAAAACAAUGAUAAAACAGUCAAGAGGUUCAUUUACUUCUUUAUGUGAUAAAUCAAAAAAAGUGUCCAUAGUAAAAUGGUUAGAUAAUAAAAUUGUUUGCUUAGCCAGUUCAUAUACUUCUGAGAACACACAAAAUACUAGUUAUAUUCAAAGAUACUCCAAAGAAAAGAAAAAAAGGAUCCUUGUACCAUAUCCUAAUAUUGUAAAAGAAUAUAAUUCCCAUAUGGGUGGAGUGGAUUUAGCCGACAUGUUUGUGGCUCUUUAUCGAACUGGAUUGAAAUCACACAAAUGGUACAUGUCAUUAUUUUCACAAAUGUUAGACAUAUGUGUUAAUAAUGCAUGGAUACUAUAUCGUAGAGACUGUAAGGCACUAGGUGAAAAACAAAAAAGACUGAAAGAGUUUAGACAUGAGAUAGGCAUCGCGUUGACAAGUAAAGACAAGCUUAGACUUGGACGUAGACCAUUAGAAAAACCUUAUGAUUUUAUUGCCAAAAAAAUUAAAAAUUAA
This is a messenger RNA of Rhopalosiphum padi (bird cherry-oat aphid), 1773 nucleotides long. RefSeq names its product piggyBac transposable element-derived protein 2-like. The coding region runs from base 1 to 1773 and encodes 590 amino acids. Lineage: Eukaryota; Metazoa; Arthropoda; Insecta; Hemiptera; Aphididae. The transcript has 5 exons. The record is from RefSeq and is a predicted model, not a curated record.